Molecule: messenger RNA, 1356 nt
Organism: Tribolium castaneum (red flour beetle)
Lineage: Eukaryota; Metazoa; Arthropoda; Insecta; Coleoptera; Tenebrionidae
Exons: 5
Coding region: 187-1254 (355 amino acids)
Biological process (GO): purine nucleotide biosynthetic process; 5-phosphoribose 1-diphosphate biosynthetic process
Cellular component (GO): ribose phosphate diphosphokinase complex; cytoplasm
Molecular function (GO): ATP binding; ribose phosphate diphosphokinase activity; magnesium ion binding
Source: RefSeq, a predicted model, not a curated record
CAACAAAUUUAUAAUUAGAAUAAACAUUCGCAAAAAGUGAAUAAACACGCCUAAUUUAAAUUCUGUCCUUGUCGGCGUGUUGUAGUUUUUAAUUUUGGAAACACGUGUGGUGGUUUUUUUGCAGAUUUUUGCAAAAAACAUCGCUUUGUUUUUUAAUGUUCGGCAUUUCACACUUUUAACCGAAUUAUGGAGGCACCCAAAACCUCUGAUGUGGUCUUGAUAGGUGGCAAUUCACACCCAGAAUUGGUCAACCUAAUUUCGCAACGUUUGGGGGUUAAAUUCGGGGGCUGUGCCGUCUACCACAAAACCAACCGGGAGACCAUGGUGGAAAUCGGUGAUUCGGUGCGAGGGAAGGAUAUUUACAUUAUUCAAACGGGUACCAAAGACGUAAAUAACAAUAUUAUGGAGCUUCUAAUCAUGGCAUAUGCUUGUAAGACUUCCUCGGCCAAGUCCAUUGUGGGGGUUAUUCCCUACCUCCCCUACAGCAAACAAUGCAAGAUGCGGAAACGCGGGAGCAUUGUCUCGAAACUUCUGGCCCAGAUGAUGGUAAAAUCUGGGCUCACCCAUAUCAUCACCAUGGACCUCCACCAGAAGGAGAUCCAGGGCUUUUUCGACUGUCCAGUCGACAACCUACGCGCUAGUCCCUUCCUCCUCCAAUAUAUCCAAGAAAGUAUUCCAGACUACCGCAACUCCGUCAUAGUGGCCCGCAAUCCAGGAACGGCCAAAAAGGCCACUUCCUACGCGGAACGUCUCCGACUGGGGAUUGCAGUGAUCCAUGGGGAGCAAAAAGUGGCAGAAUCGGACGAAGUGGAUGGGAGGUACUCCCCCCCGACCAUCCCCCGGUCCAGGACCAUGGACGCAGGCGUGGGGGUCCCAGUCCACAUCGCUAAAGAAAAGCCCCCAAUUAAUGUGGUCGGCGAUGUAGGGGGCCGUAUCGCUAUCAUGGUGGACGACUUGAUUGAUGAUGUCCAGUCCUUUGUGACAGCUGCUGAAGUUUUGAAGGAACGUGGGGCUUACAAAAUUUACGUUUUGGCUACUCAUGGCCUACUAUCGUCUGAUGCGCCGAGGCUAAUUGAGGAUUCACCCAUUGAUGAAGUUGUGGUGACAAAUACGAUUCCGCACGAAUUGCAAAAAAUGCAAUGUCAUAAAAUCAAAACGGUGGAUAUAUCGAUUUUGUUGUCGGAAGCGAUCAGGAGAAUUCACAACAAAGAAUCAAUGUCGUAUCUAUUCAAAAAUGUCACGCUUGAAGAUUAAGCAUUUCGCAUAUCUUAUUAAGUAUUAAACUUGUUUUUUUUUUCAUGUCAAGUAUUUUUGCAUCUUUUCUUUCUAUGGCGUAAAUAAAGUGAUUAAAAAGCA